This is a messenger RNA of Cylicostephanus goldi, 1572 nucleotides long. The record is from the annotation of a GenBank genome assembly. NCBI's taxonomy places the organism in Eukaryota, Metazoa, Nematoda, Chromadorea, Rhabditida, Strongylidae.
AUGCAGGUUAAAGGUGGUUGCUAUAAGACAGCGGAGUCGCACGGCGAUAUUCAGAUUACUCAGACGAGGCAGAUUACUGCUGAGAACCGAACAGAAACAAACUCGCAAAGCAGUGGCAAACUCGAUAUAAAAACAAUGCAGAUUUCCGGGGGCCAAAUGGGAACAGACUUGCAUACCAGCAUUCAAGCCGAUAUCAAAGCGACGCAGAACAUUGCUGAGAGCUGCACCUGUGCGAACGCAAGCGGCAAUGACCAUCUUUUAGCAUCGCAGUCCAAUAGCACUGCGCAAGUUGGAAAGGACCUGCACAUUACUAGCUACCAGGAAUCCGGUAACACUGGAGCUAUCGAAGAGAGUCAAUCCAAAACUGAAGAAUUCUGUGGUUACUUGUACGUGCACACAGGACACGUUGCUGGUAAAAGUCGCACCGAAACGACAUCGUCCAGCAGUGGGAUAUCUAUGGAAACGGAAAUGUCUGAACAGAAUCGUGUGGAUAUAGACUCUAAUCUGCAUAGCAGUGGUCAGCUCGAUGUGAAAAGUGCGCCAGUCUCCGGCGAGAGCAGUAUGGGAACAGGCUCGCAGAGCAAAAGCCUCGACAUUGAGACUUCACAUAAAACUACUGAAGGACGAAAACAAACGGACACUAAUUCGCACAGCAAUCAAAUCGAUAUUAAAGGGACUAGCGAAAACUACAUUGGAACGGAUUCGCACAGUAGCAGACAACUCGAUGUAAAGGUAAUGCACUUAUCUGGUAAGAGUCAUACAGAAACUAAUCUGCACGGAAGUGGCCAACUCAAUAUCAGAUCAACGCAGAACACCAGCGAGAACCGUACGGAAACGGAAUUGUGCAGAGGUGUUUACCGUGAUGCAGGACAGCAAAUUAGUAGAGCACAGGCUGAAAAGGAGUUGCGUAGCACUGACCACAAUGAAUCGAAAACUACAGUUGAUGAGGAAAGCCAGUUGGAGGUUGAUGCGUUUGGCGGUUCGCUGGAUACGCAGACAAACCAAUCCUCUUGUGAAAGUCGCACCGAAACGAAAACGGUCAGUAGUGAGCAGUCUGUGAAGACAGUGCAGUUUGGUGAUGAGAGCCGUACGACAAUAGAUGCACACAGCAGUAGCCAACUUGAUGCAGGAGUUAUGCAAAUCAGUGGAGAUAGGAAUUCCGGAACGGAUUUGCAAAGCAGCAGCAAGCUCGAUGUUAAAUCGAUGCAGAUCACUAGUGAAAGUCAUAUAGAUGCGGACACGCACAAUAUCCAAUUCAAUGUAAGAACUACGGAGAUCAGCGGUGAGUGCAACAAGGGAACGGGCACGCAAAGCGGAGGCCAGUUUGACAUGAAGACGACACAAAUUGGUAAAGAGCGAACAACCGCAGAUUUCCACAGCAGUAAUCAGCACGACAUCAUAUCAGCAGAACAUACUGGACUUACGGGAACAAAUUCACAGAACACUAACCAACUUGAUAUCAAGACGACGCAGACUGAUGAAAAACAUUGCACCGGUUCAUGUGGCAGUGUUCAACUUCAAAUUAAGACGACGCAGGUGAGUUAUAAUCCUGCGAUUACACUCGCUUUCUGA